This is a messenger RNA of Daldinia vernicosa, 7302 nucleotides long. RefSeq names its product polyketide synthase-like protein. Lineage: Eukaryota; Fungi; Ascomycota; Sordariomycetes; Xylariales; Hypoxylaceae. Gene Ontology annotation, biological process: secondary metabolite biosynthetic process; fatty acid biosynthetic process. Gene Ontology annotation, molecular function: fatty acid synthase activity; 3-oxoacyl-[acyl-carrier-protein] synthase activity; phosphopantetheine binding. Bases 1 to 7302 code for a protein of 2433 amino acids. The transcript is spliced from 8 exons. The record is from RefSeq and is a predicted model, not a curated record.
AUGUCCGAAUCUUCCGAGUCUUUCCUCAUGUGUAGCACCGAGACCGGUGGCGGAGACCGAACCGUUGACCGUGAUCCUCCGUGUAUAGUCGGCAUGGCAUGCCGGCUACCAGGUGGAAUUAAGUCACCCUCCGAAUUUUGGGAAUUCCUGAUGCGUAAGGGGUGUGCGCAGGGCUCGGUGCCGGCCAAGCGCUUCAACAAGGACGGGUUUUAUCAUCCGGAUGGCGGAUCUAGUGCCCACGCGGGAUUGAUGGACGUAGAUGGCGGCUACUUUAUUGACGAAGAUGUACGUCUUUUUGACAACGCCUUCUUCGGUAUUCACAACCUAGAGGCCGCUUCAAUGGAUCCGCAGCAGCGUAAAUUGCUUGAAAUCGUGUUCGAGUGCUUGGAACAUGCUGGCACCUCUCUAAACCAAAUCUCAGGUACGAACACCGGCGUCUUUGUCGGAAACUUUACCUUGGAUCACCAGACGAUGCAAUCUCGGGACAUGGACGCGAUUCAUCGCUUUUCGGCCACAGGAUGCGGGACUACCAUCCUGGCGAACCGCAUCAGUCAUGUGUUCAACCUCCAGGGACCCAGUUUUACUCUUGAUACGGCAUGCUCCUCAUCUCUCUAUGCACUACAUAGUGCCGUGACCGCGCUGGAGGCUGAUGACUGCGAUGCUGCAAUCGUUGCAGCUGUCAACUUGAUCAUGUCUCCAGAGCAAUGUGUAGCUGCCGCUAAGAGUGGUGUUCUUUCACCUACCUCGACUUGCCAUACCUUUGACGCUGUCGCCGACGGCUAUGGACGCGCUGAGGGCAUGAAUGCUAUCUACCUCAAGCGGCUGUCACGCGCUAUCAAGGACGGCGAUAAGAUCUGGGCUGUCGUUCGUGGUACGGCUGUUAAUGCAAAUGGGAAGACUCCUGGUAUCACACAACCUAGCGCCGAUAUGCAAGAAACUGUGAUCCGGAAGGCUUACUCGAAGGCUAGCCUGGAUUUCGCCGACAGUGACUACGUUGAGUGCCACGGAACAGGAACGCCAGUCGGUGAUCCCAUCGAGGUCGAUGCUCUUGGUCGUUGUUUCACAAGUUUGAAAAGGACUAGACCGUUACUGAUAGGAUCUUCAAAGCCUGGCCUUGGUCAUAGCGAAGCGGCCAGCGGCCUAACAGCACUGAUCAAAGUAGCCUUAGCGCUUGAAUAUGCCAAGAUACCACCCACAUACGGCGUGAAUAAUCUGAACCCGAAGCUUAGACUAAACAGCCUAAACAUGAGUGUUGCUACGGAGAUCGAGGAUUGGCCACGAGAACUUCGCAGGGCGAGUAUCAACGCCUUUGGGUACGGCGGUGGCAAUGCCCACGCUAUCCUCGAGUGUGCUAACAGCUACCUGGGACGUGAAGACCAGAAUGCAACAGAAACGGCUCUUCCUAAUAAGUAUGAUAAGAUUCUUGUGCUGCCUGUAUCUGCUGCCUCUUUAGGAUCAUUGAAGACACGUAUGAGCCAUGUCCGGCAAGCGGUCCAAGGCAGUGAUACAGACACCCUCAAGGGGCUGGCUCACACUUUAACUCGACGUACCUCCCACUUCAGCACUAGAGAUGUCUUAUUUAUCAGAUCUAGUAGCCCCGGGAAGAAACCAGACAUAUUAGACCUAGACAUGGGCUUGAACAACGCUCAAGCUAUGGAUAUUAGCUUGCCUGUCGCAUUCGUGUUUACAGGCCAGGGUGCCCAAUACGCAGCCAUGGGCAAGGAGCUUCUUCUCCAGAAUGAAUGUUUCGUUACAUCCAUACGCAGUCUAGAUCGCGUCUUGCAAUUUUUACCUCCUGAAUAUAUCCCUGGUUGGACUUUGGAGAACGCCAUUCUCGACCCACUCGAAAACAGUCAGAUUCAUCAGGCUAAUCGAAGCCAACCAAUAUGCACGGCUAUUCAAAUUGCUCUUGUUGACUUGCUUCAUAGCUGGGGUAUCACUCCUUGCGCGGUGGUUGGCCACUCAUCUGGCGAGAUCGCUGCCGCGUAUGCCGCUGGUCUAAUAAGUGCCAAGCAGGCUAUCCUAACAGCCUACUUUCGUGGAUAUGUAGUGAGCCAGUUGACAGGCAAAGGUGCUAUGUUAGCGGCUGGGAUUGAUGCCGAUUUGGCCAAAAAUCUAAUCCAGCAAGCCAAACUUGAUAGUGAGGUAUCAGUUGCUUGUAUUAACUCGACCGAAAGUGUAACUCUGAGUGGCUCAGUAGAUGGCAUCGAACAUAUCAUGGUCGAAAUACAGCGGCAGGGAAAAUUUGCUCGCAAGAUCCGUACUGGGGAGCGAGCCUACCACUCUUUCAUGAUGAAAGAAGUAGGCGCGUUGUACGAAACAUUACUCGCUCUAUUUCUCGACCCUGUGUGCGAAGAUAGCAAUCAAAUCAAAAUCCCGGACGUGGAGAUGUAUUCCUCGGUAAACACCAAUGAUAAGGGUGAAGCCUCGAUCCUCACCCAAGGCUCCGUCUCAGAACGUUACUGGCGAGACAAUCUCGAAAAGCCUGUUCAGUUUUCUCUUGCGCUAAGCACGCUCCUGAGAAGCAGAAAGAGGGUGCACCUGGUUGAGAUAGGACCGAACCCAGCACUAAAAGGGCCGAUACAGCAGAUAUGCUCUCAUCUUAAACGGGAUCAUUUCUUAGUGCCGUAUUCCUGUACGCUCAUCAGAAACCAAGAUGCCGACCUCUGUAUGAAACGGCUAGCCGGUAUCCUCUUCAUAUUUCACCAAACCCUACGCUGGCAGAAUGUGAACUCAUUGCCCAAUUCAGCUUCUAUUCGCAACCUCCCACCAUAUCCUUGGGACUACUCUGCUGGUCUACUUUGGCAAGAGCCACGCGCCAGUAUUGAGCUUCGUAAUCGGCGGUAUCCGCGGCAUGAGCUGCUUGGUUCUCGGCAGGUUGCUGGGAAUGGCAUCGACUGGACAUGGAGAAACGUGCUUAACCUAAACGAGAUUCCGUGGGUGCGUGACCACAAGUUAGAGAGCCAGAUUGUUUUCCCAGCCUCUUGCUAUUUGGCUAUAGCAAUUGAGGCGCUUUCCCAAACCCGGGAAACGCUUUCAAGAACAGCAUCCGCAGUCAUUUUCCGCCACGUUAAUAUUGGUACUGCACUUAUUAUUCCCGAUGACGAAGCUAAGGACGAGGUAGAACUUCACACGUCCUUGACGUUCCGGGAGCUCUCCAGAACCACUGUAUCAGAAGACUGGUAUAAGUUCUCUAUCUCGUCCUUCGUGGCUGGUCAGGCCACGGUGCAUUGCUCUGGCGACAUCCGAAUCAUGGACAACCCAGAGUGCAUAUCGCUUGCCAAGACCGUCACGGUUACUGAUGUGAAUAACUUUGAGGAAUGGCCGAAUAUGGGAAUCUGGUACGAUAGGUUCGCCAGUGAAGGCCUUCGGUUUGGAUCUAGUUUUCGGUCCGUGAUGAAAUUGCGCACUGACGGUAGUCGAUCUCGCUGUGAAGCCAUGUGUACUACCCGUCUUGUGCCGGAUGUAUCAAGGGAGUUAAACGGUACACAUUACCCCAUUCAUCCAAUCACUAUUGACGCAUGCAUCCAAGUAGCUAUCAUGGGCGCGGCAGCAGGAGAUGUGAGUGAAACCCAUGUUUACCUGCCGGUCUUCAUCGACGAAUGCUACAUCCACGUGUCGGCCCCAAAUGAUCAAGAAGCGUUUGGCCUAGUCCAAGCCACAUCGACCAAGACAGGGCCCUCGACGCGGAGAAUGACUUCAACCCUCCGGUCUACAGAUGCCACUCCAACACCAAUUGUCCACUUACAAGGCGUACGUGUGGCUAAAUAUAAGACUAGCAUCGUUCAAGAAUCUCCUCUUCCACGUCAACCAUGUCUCCGGGUUCGAUGGAAGCCUGACAUCCGACAUUUACAUGCGGGAAUAACACAGCAGCUGGAUAGAUAUAUUUUGGAAUUCAUUGCUCGGUGUCAAGACCAGGAUAUGGAACUCGCUGACGAUGAACGUCUAACCGCCAUGGGCGCUUUGGUGGACCUUGCGGGACACCAAAAUCCGCGUAUGCGGGUUCUAGAACUCGGAAGUGGCUGUCAGUGCAAGGCAAAGAAACUACUAGAACUCCUUGAUAAUGGGACUGGGUUUCGACGUUGCAAGUCAUGGCAACCUGGCAAGCUGGAUGAGACCGGUGUGAUCCAGCUGGACAGCGAAGACGGAGACAAAUGUAGUCUUGAACCCCCUUUUGACCUACUUUUCAUCCACGCCUCUCAAACCAUCUGGGAUUCAGUAGAAACACUCUAUUCCUUAGUUGCUCAGCAGGGCAUCGUCAUCACCCGGAGAACAGCUGUCGCUGCCGAGGCACUUCGACGAAGCCAGUUCACCGUAACCGAGCUCCCUGGAAGCAAAGUUAUCCUAGCUUCGCGUCCAUCAGCCGAGGAAAAUAUCAUAAUUAAAAAUUGUGAUGUGAUCAUCGUGGUAAUGAAUAAAAAGUGCGCGUCUCUUAGAUCAUCAGCUAAUUUUUCCCAGGUCCAUAAUCCGUCCUUGGCCGUAACAAGCUUCGCUGAAGCCUUACGAACGCACUUUCAUCAAGAAGAGAAUAUCAAUAAUGUUCAGGUCGUUUCCAUUUCUGAAAUUAAUGGCGUUCAGCUUUGCCCGCAGAUGAUAUGCGUAUCCCUACUUGAACUAGAGCAUGAGUUUCUAGCGUCCAUGAAUCAGUACGAUAUGGACUGUCUGCGUAUCAUUACCAAUACAAUAACGACCAUCCUCUGGCUUACGGGCGCAAACGUAUCGGGAAACGAGUUAAAUCCUGAUCUUACUCUCUCAAAUGGGCUCUCCCGUGGACUGAUAUUAGAACAGCCAUCCCUUAAUUUUGUUGUCAUAGAUGUCGGCCCUAUUGUUGACUGCAAACCUAUAACGUACCAGAAUAUUAUGAUAGUGUUGAAGUCAUACUAUCAUAACAAUGGCGCGGGAGAAGACAAAGAGUAUAUCCAGAAAAAUGGGCUUCUUCAUAUCAGCCGCUUUGGUCCCGACUUCACGAUUAAUUCCCUUUUCCGCCGCCGCUUCGAGAAACAGGGGGCUGCUGCGAAAGCUAAAUUAUCUACAGCUCACCCUGCCAGGCUCGCGGUCGGGACUUCCGGCGGGGGUGACACCCUUCACUUUGAACAGAUACGGGAACCAGUCUCAUCCACACCAAAUGGUUUCAUCGACGUACUCGUUAGGGCGGUCAGUCUUAAUGCCAAAGACGUCUAUGCGCUGAAGGGCCGAGUGGAAACACGGAAUGCGACAACGGCCCUAGAGUUUAGUGGCGUAGUGACGGCGGUAGGACUUGAUAUCACACACUUGCAGCCCGGCGACGACGUUGUCGUUGGCAUGCCGUGUCACUUCGCCACUUCUCAACGAGUGCCUGUCUGGGCUGCUCAUAAAAUGUUGCCGGGGGAGCAGUAUACUACCAUGGCCACCUUUCCCACGAUAUACGGUACCGCGCUUUACGCCCUGGUCCAUCGUGCCCACUUGCGUACCGGCGAGUCAAUAUUAAUACAAGGCGGCGCGGGCGCAUUCGGCUUUGCUGCUAUCACGAUUGCGAAGCACAUCCUCGGCACGACCACCAAUAUCUAUACUACAGCUGGGUCACAAGCAAAAAAGAGAUUCAUAGCGGACGAACUAGAUAUUCCAGAAGGGAAUAUCUUCCAUUCUCGCAAUGCCUCUUUCGCUACGGACUUAAUGUCUGCUACGAGGGGGCAUGGUGUCAACGUCGUUGUGAACUUUCUAAUUGGUGACCUCUUACGCGCAAGUUGGGAAUGCGUAGCGCCGUUUGGUCGCUUCGUCGAGAUUGGCAAACGAGAUCUUCUUGAUAUCGGCAAGCUAGACAUGCAUAUCUUCCUCCGAAACGCGACAUUUACGGCGUUCGACUUUAGUGAUUUAUACUAUCAACAAGUAGAUUAUAGCGACAACACGUUUUCAAGUUUACUGGAAGACAUCUUGAACCUAUAUCGCUCGGGUCAUAUAAAGCCACCGCCCAUAACAACGUUUGCUGCCGACAGAAUUGUAGAGGCAUAUCGCCACUUCUCUUCCGAAGACCGGCUAGGUAAAGUUGUUAUCUCGCUGGAAAAAGAAGACAGCAGAAUUCUUCUUGCGCCUUCGCGGUAUCUUACGCUGUUCGACCCACAAAAGGUAUAUUUACUAGUAGGCUGCCUUGGGGGGCUCGGUCGAAGCCUGAGUCGCUGGAUGGUGUCACGAGGAGCGCGCAGUUUCGUCUUCCUGGGCAGGUCGGCCUGCGAUAAGCCAUAUGCAAAACAACUCGUCUCUCGUCUUGAAGAGGCUGGAGUUGACGUUAAAGUAGUUCGAGGCGACGUUGCCAGCCGCUUCGACGUGGAUUUAGCCGUCUCCGCAUGCCUCAGCACUGAGAAGAGCAUUGGGGGGGUCGUACACGCCGCCAUGGGGCUUCACGAAAGCUUGUUCGCUCGAAUGACAGCUGAAAACUGGCAGACUGCUAUACAGCCCAAGUGGAAAGGCGCCUGGAACUUACACAAGGCGCUCGAGGGUCAUGAUAAAAAACUUGACUUUUUCCUACUUACUUCUUCACUUUCGGGUAGUGUGGGCACAGCAACCGAGAGUAACUACUGCGCAGCGAACAGCUUCCUCGACGUCUUUGCUCGCUGGCGUCGUUCCCAGGGCAAGCCAGCGGUUUCGGUCGGCCUCGGUAUGAUCUCUGAAGUAGGAUAUCUGCAUGAAAAUCCCGAGAUAGAGGCGCUGCUCCUUCGAAAAGGUAUACAGCCCUUAAAGGAGGCGGAAUUCCUACAGGUCAUCGACCUCGCGCUUGCCAGUGACGCAGAGAUAUUUAAUGCUAAAGAGAAUGAUGACCUAGCGUCAGCACAUAUACUCACUGGCCUGGAACCUCUUGGGUUUCUCCAGCUGGUAAAUCGAGGCUUCGAUAUGACCUUUAGUUCCGCACAUGACCCACGGUUAGCCAUUUUAGCCGCCGCACUGGCAUCCGAGCUAGAUGUUGAGAAGGAAAAAUCAGGAAUAAAUGAGAAAGGAGCCGCACGUAUUGCCACCGCGGAGUGGCUUCGAGGCGUUCCAGCUCACGCUAUUGGGCUCCUCGCAUCCGAAGGGGAUGCUGGUUCAUUGCAAGUCGCCAUGUUGAGGCUUAUCAGGAAGCGUUUCUGCAGUCUGAUCCUUAAUCCUGUUGACCAAAUAGACGAUAACAAGCCGCUGGCACGAUUUGGCGUAGACAGCAUGAUUGCAUCAGAGUUUCGAACUUGGUUUUGGACUGCUUUCAAGGUCGACGUACCAUUUCUUGAUAUCAUGAGCCCUGACAAAAAUCUUUCCACUCUAGCAGAUUUCGCGGGAGAGAAGUUAAUGAGUGGCUAA